Priapulus caudatus is the source of this 4653-nucleotide messenger RNA. RefSeq lists its product as uncharacterized. The record is from RefSeq and is a predicted model, not a curated record. The transcript has 26 exons. The coding region runs from base 315 to 3836 and encodes 1173 amino acids. Lineage: Eukaryota; Metazoa; Priapulida; Priapulimorpha; Priapulimorphida; Priapulidae.
CGCUGAAUGAGAGCGUAAGUAUAGUACAGACAGACAUGCACGCAUCCGCGUCGUUAUUCGUGUAGUUAGCGUUGCUCGCUUUCUCUCACUCUAUGGUCUCGUCUCCACGACACUGUACUCUUCCAUGGGCCGUGCUUCAUUGUAACUCACCAUGCCGCACGUUAUCACCGUGGCACGCUGUGCAAAACAUUCGGUGACAUGUCUACUGUGCAUGUAGAUCAUAUAGUGUAGCGUGCAUAGUUUGCGAAGUAGUGUUUCGGUAAGGAUUCGGGAUGUGGUCCCACAUAGCAAGGACAGAACCGUGAGUUUGGAUUAUGAAAUCGCUGUGCAUGUUAUUCCGAGCAUGCGGAGCGAUGAAGACAACGCACUGUUUGCUGUUGGCGACGAUGUUUUCAAUAAAUCGACUCAUACUCGCUCACGUGAAGCUGACGUUCCCUCCAGCAAGAUCGUACGCUCUGGAUUUCUUGGACAGCAGAUGGACAGUACCGCCAUGUGGGAUGCCGAAAGGUUUACCGGCGAGUCCUGUGACAACACUAAUAGCAGGAUCAACUAUCAACGUUACCUGGCAUAUUGCAUACCCAAAUAGGGGCGGUUUCAAAAUUGAGCUGCGCAACAGCAACAGCGACCUUUUAGAAACGCUUUACUCUUCGAGAGAUCAAGUUACCGCCAGUCCUGAUUACACAGUUCUCCAUUCAGUGACGUUGCCCACGACAGAGUGCAGACAUUGCAUGCUGCGGUUGCUAAGAGAUGCUGAGGAGUGGAACUCUACACAAUGGAGCUGCGCAGAUGUAGAAAUUGUCUCGGUGCCUACAGAUGAUGCUUGCUCAGGAAGAGGAAGUUAUGAUACUGCAGCUGGCUGUGUCUGCAAUUCCCUGUCUUCUGGAAAAUACUGUGAAAACAGAGACGAAUGCUGGCAAGACACUCACUGUGGUGUGCACGGCAAGUGCAUUGAUACGCAAUCAUCAUCCUAUCCCAAGCUUAAGUGCUUCUGUGAGGCGGGCUGGUUUGGACUUGAUUGCAAUAAAGAAUCGCCUGUGAAAGAUAUCAACCAUUGCUUGCAUACUCAUCGGAUGCUCACUGAUGAUUCUAACCUUUACUGGAGAAUAUUAGGUUCCAGCGAGAUUGAGAUAAUUUUACACGUGACGGGUUCCAGCUGGGCUGCGAUUGGUUGGAGACCGGACGAUGCAGAUGGAGGUAUAACGUCAUCGUGUCGGAGCUUUCCUUCUCUUCCUGGAUAUCCCAGUACACAUCGAGACACCGGAGGUGGUGUUGGAGAACAUGCUGCAAGACUUCACGCGAUGGAUUGCACGGAUAUGGUCGUGGCGCAGGUGAGAGGGAGCUACAGUCGCGUGAGGGACUCCUACACUCGUGAUAUUUCCAGCCCUCGCGAAGAUGCUUUCUAUGGGGGGACUGACAGCCUGACUGCUGCCCUUGCCAUGGAAACCUUAGUGGACGGCAAGCCAACUACCUGGCUGUUGUUUCGAAGGAAUCUUACAGCGACAGAGCCAAGUGAUCACAGCUUUACUAAUAAGACGAUGCAUGUGAUAUGGGCUAAAGGGCAGCCCUCGGAGUUGAACUGUCACUUGGGGACGCAGGUGCCUUCCAAUUCCAGCUUCUACGUCGCAGACGACUUAAAGUACCAUGGGUGUGAUCUAAAACAGAGAGGAAGGCUAAAGAUCAACUUUAUCGUGGACGAGAGCGGGCCGUGCUUCGGCAGCUACUGGCACCCGUUCGACUGCAGCGUGCGCGACCGCACGUGCGACUACUACGCGUCGUGGCAGUACAGCCAGCUAGAGGACGACGUGCAGUUCACGCUGAAGGUGAAGGACCUCGGCAGCAAGUGGACCGGCAUCGGCUUCUCGCACGACCGCCAGAUGAAUGAGAGUGAUGCAGUUAUAGCAAGGAUGGCAGAGAAAGGGUACUACAGCAUAACAGACAGGCAUAUAAUUGACAAGUCUGUGAACAUAGAUCCGAGGCAGAACAUAUACAACAUCAGUGCUUCUCCGUCGGGUAACAUUACGACCUUCACCUUUGCACGGAAGCGUAUUACAGAGGAUCCGAACUUUGAUCUUCUGUUCAGCGAUGAGGGAUUUUACAUGUUCUUCCCUUACAGUGGUGGCAGUGUCAACGAAACAUCUGGCGAACUUAGUAGGCAUUUUUUGAUUCCCGCCAUUUCGUUCGACCGAAUCUGUAUCGGACCAUGUGCUGUACGAAGAAAUGCGACGCCUCCGCCAUAUCAGACUCGGACGCACGCGACGGAGAUGUGCGAGGGAAACAUAUACUUUCCGGCUGGAUGCAGCCGUAGCGAGAUGGGGUGCGAGUACACGAUGACAUGGAUUUAUAACAGCUCGAAGGAUGACAUCAUGUUUAAGAUAACCACUACCCACGCAAACAACAAAUGGACAGGCGUGGGGUUCUCUGAAGACAUGUACAUGGCAAAUAGUGAUGCUAUUAUUGGCUACACUUACGUAGACGGCGAACGACUGUUCAACAUUACUAACCGGUGGAUAGUUGAUGCCAACGAUUCACCAGCUAUUGAUCCAGAUCAGUCAACCAUUUACAAUCUUAGUGGAAACUAUGUAAAUGGUAGCCUUACGUUGCAGUUUACUAGGAAGCUCAAUACGAAUCAAAGCACCGACUUGCAGUUUGGAAACGGCAGAUGCUACUAUGUGUUUAUCCCAUUCAUGGGUGGCAAGUUCUACCCACCGAGUGGCAAGCUGAAACAGCAUGUGAAGAAACCUGUGAUCACUGGGAAACAAGUUUGCUUCACAACAUGUCCAGGUUCUACUACACCAGCACCCACGACUCUUCCCAUGACAACAAAAGAGUCUGUGCCAAGCACGGAGGUGACACUAACAACGAUCGAUAACAAUAUAUCUACGUCAGCGAUACCGACGACUGAACACUCGUACAAUGUCUCGUUCGCCAUGGACAUGCAGUGGCAUGGUAGCCUAACUAAUAGCAACACUACAGAGUACCAGAAACUUGCAGAUGAUGUGCAGACUGCUUUGAACAACACUCUACAGGAGGUGGAUGGCUACCAGGAUGCCACUGUUAUAGGGUUCGAUCAGGGAUCUGUCAUUGCAAAUACACAGGUGAUAGCUGUCGGAGCUGACGGCUCGGUCACACUCCUCGCCAUAGAGAACACGCUGAACGACUCGAUCAACUCCGGCCAGAUGGGCGACUUGAACGUGCUCCCCGGCAGCCUGAGCGUGCGCAUCAACGUGCCAACGACGACCGUGAUCGUGCCAUCCACGACUACCGAGCAAGAUAUCUCAGCAUCGCCGCUAAAGGGUGACAAGACGUGGAUAUACACUAUCUCCUCUGCAGCCGUGUUUGUCGUGCUAGUCAUGGCAAGUAUAGCCGGCUUUGUAAUUUGGCGCAAGGAAAAGCGAGCAAGGCAAAUGGACCAGAAACCUGAAACAGCUGCUGAUGACUGGGGAACGGGCGCCACGACCAACCCUGGACACAGUCGAUACUCCUCCGUCCGGGGUCGACGCGACAUAGAUCAGAUGGCGUACGAUAUGUUCACCCUGCGUCCGCGGCCAUUCACCGAAGCCAGCUGGAUGACAGAGUGGACAGAGCUGCAAUCCACACGAAUCUCUAUGAGUAAUGGCUCACGCUCGCACAAUAGUGGCAGCGAGUUGAACAGGCGACACAGCAGGUCCAGCACGGUGUGGGGAACGGGCAGCAGCAUCGGCUUGGACACCGAAGACCAUCUGGAUGGCUUUGACAGUGAAUCUCCAGGCGGCGGUGUGCCCGUCUCCGCGACCACGGCGGCAGACGUGCAUCAUUCUGGCCAUCCGACUACGGUCGAAAGUUUAGACUACUUUUGAUGGCAGUUACCACCAUAGUGUCUACAUGGAAGCCUCUCCUGACAGCAAAAUCUACCAGACCAUUUUAGGACAGUGGCUGAUCAGACUUCAGUGCAUCAGUGUAUCAUUGAUAGAUCACUGAUAGUUUUUUUAUCAUAUUUUUGCUUAUGGAAUGUAGUAUAAUAUCAAAUUCGGUUAAUUCCCAGUUAUUUUGGAUACCAAGAUACUUCCAGAUAUUUUAAUACGGUUGCGUUACCUCGAAUGGCAUAGGUAUUUAGUCCGUUUAUUGUAAUAUUUCCUAUUGACAAGUGUAUUUAUGGGUAGUUUUUCUCACCUUUUCGUUUUCCACGUUUGCGUCAAUAUUUUAAGCGUGUAUGACAUGAGUUGGGUACGCAUCACUGCCACUAUAACUCAACUAGUUCGGUACUAUUUAUUCUGCCCAAUCGUGUUAUUGGAGCCAGGAAUAAACUAGGGAAAUCGUGUAAAUACUGUUGAUACAAGAGGCCUGUCAGAUUUGCCUAGGUAUUGUUGAAUUUUCACCGUACUCUACAUUGAACUGGUGAAACAGGAAACAGAUUGAUAUACCUAGUAUGUAAAGGUGCUAAACUACCUGUAGAUAUUAGAAGUUUGUACAUAGAUUUUAAGUGUUUUAAAAAGCACACGUUAAUAUAAUGGAAGUUGCAAUUGAACACAUUGCAUAUAUACAAAAUGUACAUAUUGUGUAAAGUUUUUAUCUACAUUUCAUCGUAUAUGACUUGCUCAAAAUGCGACAUAUCCAGUUGUUACAUAUGAAGAGCAAAAUUUGCAGAAAUAUAAUUUCUGAAUUUCUGUGUCGUAA